AUGCGGCGGCAGCAGGGCAUGCGACUAGAUGAGCGGUACGUUUCGUACUUGCAGAUAGCUGGAUUAUACCAUCUUGCGAGACUGAACGAUAGAUGGUUCUGGUUAGAUGAGCCCCUUGUCAGUGCCUUCGUCGAGCGGUGGCGUCCAGAGACGCACACCUUCCACAUGUCGUUCGGAGAGUGCACGAUCACACUUCAGGACGUGGCGUACCAGUUGGGGUUGCCAGUGGACGGGCGAUAUGUCAGUGGUUGCCUUACAGAUUUUCAGAUAUACAUCCAGGGUGGCCGUCCAGCUUGGGUGUGGUUCCAGGAGUUGCUUGGAGUGAUUCCUCCUCUGAGCCAGGUUCAGAAGUUCGCAGUAAACUGCACCUGGUUCCAGGAGACUUUUGGAAAGUACCCCGCGGGAGCCGACGAGGAGACUGUGCGCCGCUUUGCUCGUGCCUAUAUCAUGAUGUGGUCAGGUUACAACCCUUCCGGUAGCAAGAAGGGACCUAGAGUGUAG
Molecule: messenger RNA, 501 nt
Organism: Arachis ipaensis
Lineage: Eukaryota; Viridiplantae; Streptophyta; Magnoliopsida; Fabales; Fabaceae
Source: RefSeq, a predicted model, not a curated record